Anastrepha obliqua is the source of this 1142-nucleotide messenger RNA. RefSeq lists its product as uncharacterized. The coding region runs from base 150 to 638 and encodes 162 amino acids. NCBI's taxonomy places the organism in Eukaryota, Metazoa, Arthropoda, Insecta, Diptera, Tephritidae. The transcript has a single exon. The record is from RefSeq and is a predicted model, not a curated record.
GCCUGAAGGCAGACACAGUCUUAGUUAUUGCGUAUUCGUUGACGGAUCACGCACGCAGCUAUAAAGCUGCGACGACGUCAACUCUUGAGCAAAACACGAAUUCGCGCAAACGAUCAAAUAGUGAAAGUGUCAAUAAUUAUUAAAUAAAAAUGAAAAACAUAAUUUUCAUCUUCGCAGCAGCGCUGCUGUUAUUCUGCGCCACCUCAGCACGUGGCGAUCUGCUCGAUUGUAAUGAGAAAAUCUUGCCAUCGCUGUCCGAUGUGCCCAUCAUUGGACCGAAGGUGGCCAGCGCCGAGGAUAGUGCAGAGCAUCAAGUGCGUGAUUUCUUCAAAAAUGUCGGUUGUCAAAUAAAAAAGGGUGCGGAAAAAGUUUCCGAACAUGCAAAAAAGUUGGGCACCGAACUGAAGCAGAGCGCCAAAAAGUUUGGUGAAAAGGCAAAAGAUCUGGGAUCAGAUAUAAAGGAUAAAUUUGGUGACUUCAAAGAUAAAUUUUCGAGUGACUCUGCAGAGGAGCGCGCAACGCAUGAUCUACUACGCAACGUGGAAAUCAUAAAUCCAGAUCUGCUCAAGGCUGAGCAACAAUGCGGUCAUGGGCAUAUUUUGGAUGCAUUAGGCAAUUGCAGUAAAUUGAGGAAAUGAUUUUGAGUUUGAGAAGUUUGACCAAAACCUAAAUUUGGUUCCUCAGCAGUGAUGUGUACUCCCAAAGAAUGUGAAAUUAAGAAAGUUACUAUGAAUUUACCUACAUAUAUAUGAUAAGAAAAUAUAAAUUACUCCAAAGCCAAGGCAUAUACAAAUACAUAUAUUAAAUAUGAAAGACAUUGAGUUAAAAAGUCAUGCAUACCUUACUCAAUAUGAGUUGGAUGUGAGGAUGUGUAACUGAAACUCUAAAAAAAAACACAGCUAAAGAAAUAUUUAAUUGGCAGCCUCAUAAUUUUAGUCAUUUUUAACCUAUAUUUUUUAAAAUUAUUAUAUUUACGACGUUACACGCCUUAUGUUUACGAAAAAUUAUUCAUUGCAACCAAAGUUACUCAAACGCAUAAGUCUAAAAAAAAUGCGCAUAAAUACAUAUAUUCAAAGGAAAAAUAAAAAAAUAGAAAUAAAAUAAAUAUCAUUAGCACGCGAUGUGCUUCUGCAGCAUUCAAA